AUGCACUCAGACAAAAAAAAAAAACCUCUCUAGCAAUACACACCAAAUUGAGCAUGUGCAGAGUGACUCAACACAAUAUGUCUUAUCAGGAGAUAAGCGGGGAAAACUGGAAGAAGGGGAGGAUCAGAGAAGUCAGGAUCAAGCAGCCUUUUUACACAAUGCAGAGAAUUAACCCCUUAGGUUCCACAGUGAGUAUAACAAACAUGCUUUACUGCAUAUACAGACUGAGUUUACUGUUGUGGGUUUAGUAACACUUUAAAAUACUGCAAGCAUUAAAUUGGCUGUAGUAGAAGAAGGCUGAAAAAC
Staurois parvus is the source of this 306-nucleotide messenger RNA. The record is from the annotation of a GenBank genome assembly. Lineage: Eukaryota; Metazoa; Chordata; Amphibia; Anura; Ranidae.